CACAAAUACGAAAUUGUAAAACGUUUACAAGCUAGGAAACACAUAUGUGGAAUGACCAGAGACGGAGUAAAAUAUGCUCCCGCCCUCAAGAAAGCCGAUAUCAGGAUUAAAGUGGCUGACGAUGCAGCCCAUAGCGCUUCCGACAUCGUCCUUACCGAGCCCGGGCUUAGUGUCAUCAUCAGUUCUGUUUUGACCAGCCGCGCCAUCUUCCAAAGGAUGAAAAAUUUCACGAUUUAUGCGGUUUCAAUCACCAUUCGUAUUGUUCUCGGCUUCAUGCUGCUGGCUUUGAUAUGGAAGUUUGACUUCCUGCCUUUCAUGGUGCUUAUUAUCGCAAUCCUUAAUGACGGAACUAUAAUGACCAUAUCGAAGGACAGAGUAAAACGUCUCCUCUUCCCGAUAGCUGGAAACUGGCAGAGAUUUUCACCACCAAUGUCGUUCUCGCCACUGCCAAAUCUCAUCGUCUUGGAUGUGAGCCAUUGCAUCAACAUCACAAGCGAAGGCCAUAAAACAUUCGGUUACCAAUGCAAGUCGUUGCUUCACUUGAAAAGAAACAUGCCUGCAUUCGAAGACAAGUUGCCUGAUGAUUCCGAAGCCAAAGCCAUAGCUGACACCAUGCCGCAUCUGCAACAUAUUGAGCUAUGUUUCGGUCGGUUUGGUGAUUCGGAUGUCUCUGAAAUCCUCGCAAAAUGUAAGGCACUCACUGAUAGGAGUAAGACCCCGAAUCACCGGUUCAAAUCAAACGGUAAAAUGAAAGAUAGUUCUACGGUUCGUUUGGAUACAGAUUCACCACCAAACGAAACGGUAGGGCUGCGAUAUCCAACCGAAGAUACAGAUACACCACUCGGGCUAAGAUGUCGUGUCUAAGUUCACCACCCAACGCGCCACGGUUGAGCUAGCAUAGACGAAUUAAUUAACCCACACACAUGAGAUAAUUAACACAAAGAUUUUCAUACUAAAACUCACUGAUCUUUCAUUGCUCACAAAAUGUUUACAUAAAGGAAACUCAACAAAAUAACUACCCCACGUUGCUACAUCUUAGGAAAAAGAAAGACUAAAGUAUAAACUAAAAAGCAGAAAGUACAACUAAAAAGAGCAUGACUAAAACUAAUUAAAAACAUGGGCAUAAAGAGAAAUAACUGAUGUGUGGAUUUGCAUGGGAGCCUUGAACCGCCACCAUGGAAAUUCGACCCGAUCUGGCUAACCCAUAUUGGUGUCAUUUUGCAUGCUGCUACUGUGCAACGGAUCCGUUUUUCUAUCGACUCGUCUUUAACGGUUUGCGAUCCUACGGCUAACGAGCGUUGGCUCAAGAGGUGGCUAUCACUCACUCAUCUUGUCAUUCAAGGGAGUUGGAAUGUAGAGUUGAACGGUGAUCUUGUAGAGAGAUUUGAACGGCUUCAGCAUUUUCA
Molecule: messenger RNA, 1406 nt
Organism: Helianthus annuus (common sunflower)
Lineage: Eukaryota; Viridiplantae; Streptophyta; Magnoliopsida; Asterales; Asteraceae
Biological process (GO): proton transmembrane transport; regulation of intracellular pH
Cellular component (GO): plasma membrane
Molecular function (GO): P-type proton-exporting transporter activity; ATP hydrolysis activity; ATP binding
Source: RefSeq, a predicted model, not a curated record